AUGUCAAUUAUGGUUGCAUCAGUAAGAGUUGCAGGAGUUACUUGGGAUCGUUGUGAGUCCCAAGAACCGAUUAAUCGAUUUGAGGAGGUAUCCCGUUUCCAUGGCAUGGGGGGAACCCAUGCCCCACGCGAGAAAACCGCUGCGCCUGAAAGCUUGUCAACGCCUGCCGCGACUGUCCAGGACGGUGUUCUGGCCGAACUAGCGCCCAAUAUCUUUCACUACUACGCCAGACAGAUCACCCCUAGGCGAUGCGUGAAUGGUGAUGUUAAUAUUACCUAUAUGGUACAGGUGUCCCAAUUACUUGUUGUAGAGUGUGCUCAUCAGACAACCCAUGAGAGUCACUCGCAGCCGUUUCUGCACUUUCAUGCAGUCUGCAGUUGA
Messenger RNA from Morchella importuna, 381 nucleotides. RefSeq lists its product as uncharacterized. The record is from RefSeq and is a predicted model, not a curated record. Lineage: Eukaryota; Fungi; Ascomycota; Pezizomycetes; Pezizales; Morchellaceae. The coding region runs from base 1 to 381 and encodes 126 amino acids. The transcript has 4 exons.